CACGCCAGAUGGAUACAGUUGGACGAGGCGGACGCACCGUUACGCACUAGACAAACUACUGAGAAAACGAGCGAAAGGGCUAUCUACACGAACUGAUUAUUAUUAUAUGUUUAUACCGCCGCGUUAAAUGGAUACAGGUUGUUUCACCGCGGCGCAGCGUCUUUCGUGCCACGCCAUGAAUGCGGAUUUAUUUAAGCCUGCUCCGGAGCGUGGACUCCAACAGUCCUCUGCCCCGGUGAAAACCAGCAGGAAUAAACCCGAACAAAUCAAACCAGAACUGGCCCAGGUGGUGACAGACUCCAAAACGGGAAGAUCCUACAGUAAAGGGAAGCUUUUGGGAAAGGGUGGCUUUGCUCGAUGCUACGAGAUGACAGACCUCUCCAGCAACAAAAUGUAUGCCGUGAAGGUGAUUCCACAGAGCAGGGUGUCCAAACCACACCAGAGAGACAAGAUAACCAAUGAGAUCGAGCUCCACAAAACCCUUCACCACAAGCAUGUGGUGAAAUUCUCUCAUCAUUUUGAAGAUCAAGAGAACAUCUACAUAUUCCUCGAGCUCUGCAGUCGGAAGUCCCUGGCACACAUUUGGAAGGCGAGACACACGCUCACAGAGCCAGAAGUGCGAUAUUACCUCAAACAGAUCAUUUCUGGCCUCAAAUACCUCCACAGCAGAGGGAUCCUGCACAGAGAUCUCAAACUAGGCAACUUCUUUGUCAACGAGAACAUGGAGCUGCGGCUGGGAGACUUUGGCCUCGCUGCCAAGCUGGAGACGGUCGAGCAGAGGAAAAAAACAAUCUGUGGGACUCCUAACUACUUGGCCCCUGAGGUGCUUAACAGACAGGGCCAUGGCACGGAGUCGGACGUUUGGUCCCUCGGAUGUGUCAUGUACACACUGAUGUGCGGCAACCCUCCUUUUGAGACUCUUGACCUGAAGGAGACCUACAAGUGUAUAAAGGACGUUAGGUACAACUUGCCAUCCUCCCUUUCCCCCGCUGCACAGAAACUCAUCUCAGGCAUCCUGCAGAAAAACCCCAGCGACAGACUCGCGCUGGAUCAAAUCCUCAACCACGAAUUCUUCACCAAAGGUUUCACCCCUGAUAAGCUUCCCCCCAGCAGCUGUGUGAUGGUGCCAGAGCUCCACCCCCCCAGCCCUGCCAAGAAAUUCUUCACUAAAAUGGCAAAAAGCUUCUUUGGCAAGAAGAAAGCAAAAGUGGAGAAAAUUCCAUGCGAGGAAAAAGAUGACAAAGACAUUUCCAAGCUGGUGUCUGGCAUCGUUAAAUGUUCCAUCAGCAGGCAGAUCAGCUACAAGACCGUGGGACCCAAUGAGGUGCCCUGUCCUAUCAGUCAGGUAGUCGGCUCUGUGCCUCUGGAACCGACUCCAGCUGAGGAGGAGUCCAGGAAGUCGAUCUCUCGCUCCUUCAAGGGCACCACGGCCAGCAGCACUGAACCAUGUGAUGAAGCCCUGACGCCUGCAGCUGUGUCUGAAUCAGCUGUGAAAGUUCUCAACAACUGCCUGGCCACCAUGCCUGCAGCCACUAGAAACCCACCGUGUUUGUCCAGGCCCCAGUCCUUCCUGUGGGUGACUAAAUGGGUCGACUACUCAAACAAAUAUGGUUUUGGCUACCAGCUCUCGAACCAAAGCAUCGGUGUGCUCUUCAACGAAGGAACACGUCUCAGUCUUUGUGACCAACGCAAGACAGUCCACUACUGCUUGCCUGACAACAAACAUUUCACUUUCCCUGCCGACUCUCUACCUGAGCAGCUUCGCAGCCAGAAACAAAUUGUAGAGCUCAUGGCCAACUACAUGGAGCAGAACCUUAUGGAGGGUGGAGAUCUGCAUUGUGAGGAUCAAGUAUCUGGUUGUCCUCCUCUUCUGCUCCAGUGGGUGAAGACUGACCAUGCUCUUGUCAUGCUCUUCAACAAUGGCACUCUACAGGUUAACUUCUACGCAGACCACACCAAGAUCAUCCUGUGCAAGUCAUCAGAUGACUCCUACCUGCUUACCUACAUCAGCCGGGAGCGCGUCUCGUACACUUACCUCCUCAGCAUGCUGAAUGAGAUGGGCUGCACCUCAGAACUGAGACACCGACUGCGAUACGUGGUCCAGCUGCUCCAACACCAUGCUGACGCCUGAGAGCACAGCUCCAUGCCUCCCAGGCUGCCUGAUUGGCAGAUGCGAUGGAGGUGACCCGACUGGUUUACAUCUCUUCUAAGGCAACCUGACUGGUUGAUAGAAUUUCUCAAGGCAGCGCUGGGACGAGUUGACAGAUGGAAGGCUGCUCAGAAGAGUAAAUAUUCUUGUCUAAACUGGUGCUUAGGCAGCUGAUUAUCAAAUAGAUUGACGUUGAUAAAUAUCGAGCGGUUGCCCAAAUGCAGCAUCUGUCUCAAGGGUUUGUGCCUGUCCAGCUUAUGCCUCAAAGGUAUCCACCUGGAAGGUAUUGAUGCCUAAAAUAAGACUCCUACCUGUCCUGAAAUGAUGGAUCCCUCACAGGCAGAUGCCUAAAUGGAACUCCUAAACUCCCAAUUACCUUUCCUCACUCACCCACUGCUUCUUGGCUGGAUCUUUCAAAGCCACCAACCAACCCUGCAGCUUUCAGCUUCCCCCUGAUGGCCAAUAAUCCAGGCAUGGUUUCUCAAAGGUAUCCUAACACUAAAAUUGUCUCAUUUGCUUGCAACAAAACAAGGAUAAUCUUGCCGCUGGAAUUCUUUUCGGCUCGGUUUUCUGAAGUAUUUUAGCAGCAAGGUAAUUUACGCUGACUUGCAGUGGAACCAUGAUCUUGCAACAGAUGCUUUUGGGAAGAAGUGUGGUAUGAUUGGAGAGGGUGAGACCAUCCUAACCUCGGUUGGUUUCUGGCCUGUUUGGCCUAUGGUGCGCACAUCUAUUUAUUUUUUUUUUUUUAAAAACAAAAGAAAAAGUUGAGCCAACUAUUGGCUCACACUACGAUUUUGACCUCACAUGCACAAAUAACAUUCCUGGCCUUAUUUGAUGAUGGUGAUACUAAGGUUUGGAGAAGGAUAAUUUGCUUCUUCUGAUCCAACAUCACUUUGGUCGUUUAUGUUAAAUUAAUUUCACUGAUGUGGUACACAGCAUAUUAAGGGGCUAUGGGAGCAACACAAUUUUGCACUCUGCUUUUUUUUUUUUUUUUUUUUUUUUUUGUAGUAGGAUUCAUCUGGAAAGCAAAAACCUUUUUUACCACAACUUGUCAUAUUUUAUUUGUUUUUAACCAGAUACCAAAAGGCAUUUUCUUUAGUUUUAAAACAAAAAAAAGUUUUAAAUUCACAAUGCAGUAGGUGAAUGAGUGUGCCACACAUGCUGGUAAACUGUUUGUUUGGUUGGAGAAUUAGGGUGGGGAGGGGGGAUAAAAGUGCCUUUCUGAGGGAUGUCUGUGCAAUAACAACCAUUGAAUGUCAAGCUGGAUACAAACAAGAUUCGAGAGAUGGGUUUUACAGGUGGGAUUUACAUUUGUACUAUGAGCAAAGUUUAAAAGUAAGUCAAAUAGCACUACACUCUUAAUACCUGGUAUAAGCUUUUAGAACAACUGGUAUCAUAAGUAUAUAUCACAGUAAUAUCUACUAUGGGGGGGGAAAAAACGUACUCUGUUCUGUAAUCCUUAUUGGUUUACAUUGCUUUCUCGACCCAGAGUUGUAUCCUAAACUGUGACCUGGAAUGCAAGUAUUAUGUAAGUCUUUUCAAAAUACCCAACAUUGUGAAAGCCAUCUGCCAAUUCAGAAGAGUCUUUAUUUUUUUGGGACCUAAUGUCCUGUUUAUUUAUUUUUUAUUUAUACAUGUUUUUUAUUUAUUGUGUAAAUGUAAUGGUCUUGACACAAGAUGUUUAAUUCCAAUCACCUUUUUGUAUGUAACAUAUUUGGGGUGGGAAAAUGGGACAAUAAAGUUUAUUAAAAAUGA
Messenger RNA from Perca flavescens (yellow perch), 3904 nucleotides. RefSeq names its product polo-like kinase 3 (Drosophila) (gene plk3). Gene Ontology annotation, biological process: mitotic G1/S transition checkpoint signaling; Golgi disassembly; DNA damage response. Gene Ontology annotation, molecular function: protein serine/threonine kinase activity; protein binding; ATP binding. The transcript is spliced from 15 exons. Bases 128 to 2131 code for a protein of 667 amino acids. Gene Ontology annotation, cellular component: nucleus; kinetochore; centrosome. Lineage: Eukaryota; Metazoa; Chordata; Actinopteri; Perciformes; Percidae. The record is from RefSeq and is a predicted model, not a curated record.